This is a messenger RNA of Pseudomyrmex gracilis, 2895 nucleotides long. RefSeq lists its product as uncharacterized. The transcript has 5 exons. The record is from RefSeq and is a predicted model, not a curated record. Lineage: Eukaryota; Metazoa; Arthropoda; Insecta; Hymenoptera; Formicidae. Bases 806 to 1879 code for a protein of 357 amino acids.
UAAGAAUAUAAAAUUUAAUCAGAUAUAUUCGUACAAAUAUAAAUCACAUUUUUAUAAAUGAUAGUUAAAUAAAACCGAUGUAAAUCACUAUUUUUUAAAUUGACGUUAAUAUUAAGUGAUUGAUAAUCGAGAGAGAUCGGUAUUUUAAUUAGAAAAAAAAUUUUGAUUUUUUACGUGCACAUGUUGUUUCAUUAACAGGAAGAUAGCGUGUCCUUAUGUUUAUUGCGUUGAGCAAUAAUCUGUUAUACUGUAUAAAAUACUUCGUACGACGUCACAAUGAUCUUGUGCACUGUUUUCCACCUACAUAUUACAUGUAGAUAAAACGUGCGUGUUUAGCUUUCAAGCGUGUAUAUUUGAAAGUGCAGUAUAUUUGCGUGUAUGUGUAGAAAAUUUGUCUGCUCGCUUAUCUGCUUGACAGAUUGACCGACCGGCCAACUGACUUGACUGACUGAUCGAUCGAAUAAAUAAAUUGAAUGAACGAAUGAAUGAGUAAUGAAUGACCCGAACGAAUGAAUGAGUCGGCCUAAUAUUCACGCUAUCACUCAGAGAAUACUUUUUAUAUUAAUGUGCCGAUAUCCUUAUCCGCACUCAUCUUUUCAAAACCUUGUUCGAGUGUACCUAACAACACUAAUUCCGUAGUCCAGUCCCCACAACUUCCACCAUCACAAAAGUUUGCUUUGUAAAACGUGUUCUUAAUAAAAGAAGAGAAAGGAAAAAAAAUACAACAAGUUAUUUUAAUACAUUUUGGAUAUACAUUCUUUAAGUGAUUGUUGUUAAGUCUCAAGGGUUUUGAGUAAACUAAAAAAUGAAAGAAAACAUAAACAGUUGUAAUAGAAACCUGAACAAGAUUAAAAGAACAUGUUCGGGACGUUUUAGCGAUCAAGGUGGGUUGUUUGAUGUUGUUGUACGGCCAAUGUUGCAACAAGGACACGAAGGAGAAUUAUGCUCUUGGUUGAAAGAAAUGAGCUUAAUUCGCACGGCCUCUAAUUGUCCUCAUGUAAAUUGUACGGGGCGCAGUUUGAUAUGGAGCCCUGCAAGAAUCGUAGACAAGUACAUUUGGUCUUGUCCCGAGUGUGCGAGAAAGCAAUCUAUAAGAGAAAAUUCUAUUUUUUUUGGAAUAAAAUGUGAUCUGAAAAUGUGCCUUCAACUGAUAUUAGGAUGGUGUCAAAAGAUUCCCUAUGAAGUUGCUGCUUCUUAUUUAGAUAUAAAGAAACAUGUUGUUAGAAAGACAUACGAACGGUGUGACGAAGUUUCCGCAAUCUAUGUAAAAAAUCAUCCAGAGGAUUGGGUAUUAGGCGGUGAAGGUGCAAUACUAAUUGUGGACGAAUUUCCUGGUGGUCAUAUGACAGAGUAUCAUCUGGAUGUAAACUCUACCAAAAAGCGCAAUAACAACUCUCACACUAUAAUAUGUAUUGCAGAAGCAAAUGCCAUACCACCUCGUAUAUGGUUACACUUGAUUGAAGCUGUGCCAGAACCACAAAAAGCUGACAAAUUGCAAUUAGGAGUCAGUAAACAUAACAUGAUAGAAGAAGCUCUGCAGCAAAUUUCCUCUAAGGCACUAUCAGGAAGUUGUAUAGUAGCAAAUGAUCGUGCUUCUUGCUGCAGUUACAAAUCUUUACAAAGUCUAAAGCAAUAUAAAGUUAUCAGUGUUGAUCAAUUACAGAAAUUUGAUCCGCCUGGUGAAAGUAAACUUCUUUAUAACCUUGAAACAAUUUGGCAAAAUGCUGUUGAAGUCUGCGAGGAGGUUCAGGAAGCUACACAUGCUUCAGGUCAACAUAUUAUUGCUAGGCAUUUAUGGAGACAAAAAUUUGGCACAUCUCCGUCCACAGCGUUUCAGGACAUGCUGAAUCACAUUGUAGAAUAUUAUCGAUUUUCUUAAAAACCGGUAUACAGAGAAAUAACUUUGAAAUGUCUUUUGCCUUACAAUUUCUCUUAUAUAUGAUGCAAUAAUUUUCAAAAUAAUGCUCAAUUUUCAUGAGCAUAUAUACGCAAGAUAUUUACUGAGAAACUAAAUUUAUAUAUGAUAUAUAAAAAAUUUAUAAAAAUUAUAUAUACACAUAUAUCAUAUAUUACAAAUUCCACAAAUUGCCUUAUUAGAAUAUUCAUAAAUUAGAAUAUUCAUUUAAUUGUAUACAAAACUUAUUUUUAUAUAUAUAUAGAACAGGUAGUAAGUGUAAAUGGCUAUAUGUACUGUCUUCCAAAUAUUAUUAAGUUAUAUAUAAAGUUAAGAACUGUUGAUAAAAAUAAGGAUGUAAUGGAAAGAUAGAAUCGAUAUCUCUACAAGACUGAAGUAUUGGUACCACCAGUACACAUAUUAAUGCUAUCAAUACAUUUUACAAAUAAUUUUUCGAGCCCAAUAAUUUUUAAAGCAAUAUUAGACUAUGACAUUGAAAGGCACUGUAUUCUUAUAGUAUGUGACCUUUGAUUUGAAAAGAUAUUACAUGUUAUAAUUCUAGUUAAAAACUUUCUUUUUUUAUAUAUUGUAGUUUUCUUAUUAUCUUGCGUUUAAUGUUCUCAAGUAUUUAAAAGGAAAUACGCACAUAUAUAAAAUUGACUAAUUCUUCAUGUUUACAUUGUUUUUAUAUAGUAUAUAUAUAUAUAUAUAUUUCUUUAUAUAACGUUACAUAUAACUUUCCUUUAACUUUUUGUUGGAUAUAUAAACUUUUUGUAAGUAUAUAAAAAAAAAAUCUUCACACAAUUGUGGACGACUUACAAAAAAAUUGAUACAAUUUUUAACUUACAUCACACAACUAUGUUACAUAUAUAUAAAAUAUAUACGAUCUAAUGUGUCUAUUAACACGUUAAGCGCGCAGCCGAUUUUGCAGUGCUUUCCGUUCAGGCGGCGAUCACUCGACGAGAAUAGUUUUUUUGGUUUAAUAAACUUCAUUAAAAUUA